CUAUUUCCCCCAUGACUUCUCCACAAGUCCACAUAUGCCAAAGUUAAAUACUAGGAUAGAACCACCCAUCACAAACUUCUAAGCUUCAUAAUCACAAGGCUCAGCGUCCUCAGAGAGGAGAAGAAGAAGAAGGAGAAGAACAACAGGCCAUGGCUCCAACUUGCCAGAGCGAGUUGCCUCUCAAUGAGAAUGACUCACAAGACAUGGUCAUAUACCAAGUCCUAAACGAGGCUUUUGCACUCAACAACUCAAUUAUCCCACCAAUUAAGCGCCAAACCACUCCCACGUCCAGCGCCCUGGAACCUGCUCGGACAAUAGCCAAGAAGCACUACAGGGGCGUGAGGCGUCGCCCCUGGGGAAAGUACGCUGCGGAGAUCCGGGACUCAGCUAAACAUGGUGCACGUACAUGGCUAGGCACCUUCGAAACUGCCGAAGAGGCUGCCUUGGCUUACGAUAGGGCUGCUUUCCGGAUGCGGGGUUCCAAGGCUCUGCUCAAUUUUCCAGCUGAAGUGGUGGCUGCAUCCUCCCAGAGAACGCCCAAGCCUAAUUUGAGCUCCGAGAACUUGAAAAGGGAUGCCUCCAAUUCCAGUAAUAGCUCCGCUGCCUCUUGAAUCAGGAGUAGUGCUUCAUCGGCAUCGGAGACCACUGUUGCGGAAUCACAAGAUAUGGGUUCAUCCGAUUGCCUGCAAACUAUGUAGAACUGUUUUUUGAGACGAAUUCAUCAAAGUAAGUAUCCAUGGGCCUAUUAUGCAAUGGGACACAAGUCCCACGUACGUUUCUACUAAUAUGCAGAUGUGUUAGGUUCUUUCUUUUUUUAUUUCCCCCCCUUUUGUUAUUUUCUCAAUUUUUGGUGUGAGUGAGGAUGUGGUGAUCUUAUCAUAUGUAUAUAUACGUGGUCUCCAGUUAGUUUCCUGAUUAUAAUUCAAUUCUCAAAUGUACUGAAA
Molecule: messenger RNA, 944 nt
Organism: Vitis vinifera (wine grape)
Lineage: Eukaryota; Viridiplantae; Streptophyta; Magnoliopsida; Vitales; Vitaceae
Product: pathogenesis-related genes transcriptional activator PTI5
Exons: 1
Coding region: 150-611 (153 amino acids)
Biological process (GO): ethylene-activated signaling pathway; regulation of DNA-templated transcription
Molecular function (GO): DNA binding; DNA-binding transcription factor activity
Source: RefSeq, a predicted model, not a curated record